CAAGAAUUUUGUGAUCGUUGCAAAAAUGAAAGUGUUUGUGGCUCUUCUUGCUCUCGUGAGCGUCGCUUUGGCUGCUCCAACCAAUGAGAUCACCAACCGCCCAAGGUUGGCCUUCGUGAAUGAGAGAAUCACGAAUGGGCAGGAUGCUGACUUCGGUGAAUUCCCCUACAUUUGCUCAAUGCAGUGGGUCCUGAUCACCGCCUCCACACACGUCUGCGGCAGUUCCGUCAUCAAUCCCAACUGGAUCCUCACAGCUGCCCAUUGCUACACCGAAGUGCCAAAUAUUGGACGCGUUGACGCCGUGUGCGGUAUCACAGAUCUCACAAUUACUGGUACACAGCAACGUCAUGUGAUUGACCAGCACAUCAUCCAUCCCGACUACCCUGGCGGCGUUGCACCCAAUGACAUUGCCGUGGGUCGCCUUUCUGGUACCCUCAACUUCAAUGCCAACGUGCAGCCAAUCAACUUGCCCGCACAGGGACAGGCUCCACUCGGACAGGCCGUCCUCGCUGGCUGGGGCUCCACAUCCACCACCAAUGUGCCAAGCAUGCCAAAUCGCCUCCAGCGCGCCAAUAAGCCCGUCCACAGUUUCGACUCGUGCUGCAGUCUCCUCAAUUCCGUCAUUGCUGGAGCUUGCAACAGUCUUGCCGUCACCAAUGUCUGCGCCGGCGGUGGACCCAUCAGUGCUUGCGGUGGUGACUCUGGUGGCCCACUCUCACAGCAAGUUGGUGGUACCUGGACACAGAUUGGCGUGGUGAGCUGGGGAGUCACUCCUUGCGGUACAACCGUUGCUCCAUCGGUCUACGUCAUGGUUUCCUCCUUCAGGAACUGGAUCGAUGCCAACAUUGCCUAAACACACCCCACACAAAAUUCUCUUCACCGCAUUGGAGCAUUUUUCUUUUCUUUUUUAAAUUAAAAAUGCAACGAAUCAAAAAA
This is a messenger RNA of Lutzomyia longipalpis, 936 nucleotides long. Its product is annotated as trypsin-1-like. Gene Ontology annotation, biological process: proteolysis. The transcript has 2 exons. Bases 26 to 853 code for a protein of 275 amino acids. Gene Ontology annotation, molecular function: serine-type endopeptidase activity. NCBI's taxonomy places the organism in Eukaryota, Metazoa, Arthropoda, Insecta, Diptera, Psychodidae. The record is from RefSeq and is a predicted model, not a curated record.